CAGCUGAUUAGAACUAGGCCUGCGAUACGGUGUGUUUUGGAUUUUUACCCCAAAGAACUGACAAUUACUUGGAUUUUGCUUGCAGAAUUCAAAAUCAAACGAAAGAAGUUGUUUUGAAGUUCAUUGAAUUUGCAGAAACUAUUGGAUUGUUGAUGUCAUCUUCUUACCCAAUGAGCUAAUUCAAAGAUGGACUCAACAAGGAAAUAGUCCAGUGGCAGUGUUCCUGAAUCUCGCGCCGCAGUAUUUCGUGCCGCCGGAUUGGAUACCUACGUCACGGUACAUCUGCCGGGUCAGAGUGGCGGAGGUUAGCCUCGAGUUUCCGCUGAGCACUUACGUAGCGCACUCGGCCCGGCGUUCCCGUGUUUACUACUGCAUGUGUGUGCGACAUGAGCUUGAACGGCUCGAGCUCGAGUUCCGUAGAGCCCAACACCACAUCGAGCAGUGCGAGUGCAAGUCUGUCAUCCGGGGGAACUUUGUCGAGUAUGGAGACUAUUCCAACGCAGGAGGUUGCUGAAGGAGAUUUUGAUUUUGUGGAGGAGAAGGUGGUUGUUUGGGGUCGUCUGUAUCCUAUUGGAAAAUGUUUUAAGAGUGUUGAUUUCUUAGAUCCAAAGGAAGAAUACCUCUUUGGAAGGGAUCCUUCUUGUGACAUCUGUUACAACAGCCCCGAGAUAAGCAGAAAUCCCUGCUACCAGACACUUAGCAAAACACAUUUCAGGAUAUUUAAGGAAUCAAACGAUAAUUGCAGUUUCUACUUUAUUGAAGAUAGGAGCUCAAAUGGCACCUUUGUGAAUGGAGAAAAGAUUGGUAAAGGGAAGAAGAGAGUUCUAAACAACAAUGACGAGAUUGCUCUUUCAUUAUCCAAAAACAAAGCAUAUGUUUUCAUGGAUACAUCGGAUUCGGAUCAAAGUUAUCUUCCUUCAGCACUUAGAGAAAAGUUCAUCAUGUCAAAAGUAUUAGGCAGGGGGGCCUGUGGGCAAGUGAAGCUAGCGUUUGAGAAAGGAACAUGUCGGAAGGUUGCAGUCAAGAUCAUAGAAAAGAAGACAUUCUCAAUAGGAGGGACAAUGGUCCGGAACAUGGAGAAGACAGUGAUGGAAGAAGUCAGAAUACUAAAGAAGCUUCACCACCCAUGUAUUAUAGGUAUAGAAGAUGUUUUCGACACACCAGAAGUCCUGUAUAUUGUACUAGAAUUGGUUGAGGGUGGAGAACUAUUUGACAGAGUUGUGAGCAUUGGGAAGUUUGAUGAAGCUACUGCUAAAUUCUACUUUUAUCAAAUGAUUACAGCUUGCAAGUAUCUACAUGACAAUGGAAUCACACACAGGGACUUGAAGCCUGAGAACCUCUUACUCAUGACUGACGACAAGGAAACCGUCCUUAAAGUCACUGACUUUGGUCUCUCCAAGUUUGUCGGUGAGCAGUCCCUGAUGAAGACCCUAUGUGGCACACCUACCUACCUCGCCCCAGAGAUCCUGACCAGUAUGGGUAUGGGUGGCUACACAAAGGCCGUCGAUUGCUGGAGUAUAGGGGUCAUCCUCUACAUCUGCCUUGCAGGGUACCCUCCGUUCUCGGAUGAAAUCAAGGUGAUGACCUUGGAGCAGCAGAUCAAGAGGGGUUACUACAGCUUCCCAACAAAGUACUGGGGAUCAGUAUCAGAGUCAGCAAUUGAUAUGGUCAAGAAACUUUUGACUGUUGAUCCGAAGCGGAGACUGACUACCAAGCAGGCCUUGGCGCACCCAUGGCUUCAGGAUCCAGAGGUCACUGACAAGGCCGAGAAGGUCAUGUACCCCAACAGGAACGGACAGAUGCUUCCUCCUACUGCUCCGGUUCCUGGAACCAAGAAGCGCACUAGAGAGUCUGCAAUGAGCACAGACGAUGAGCAUAAUGACGACUCUGGGAUCGGUAGUACGACCUCUAGGAAGAUGUCAAGGAGUGACGACAGUGGGGACAGUGCCUUUGACAAGACAGAAGACGUGUCAAAGGUCGUUACGAAAGGAAGUGGAGAUGCAUAACGUCACCACCUGAUAUAUGUGAUAAGAAUCAUGACAUGCCUUCCUCAUAUGGACAGACACUCGUUCAGUGCGUGUAUUGGCUAUCAUCGUAGAUUGUGGCAAGUGUAGAAGAUAGAGUGUAUGCUUUAGAUGACUGCAUCCAUUAUCACACGUUACCCGUUGUAAUAGUGAUGAUCACCACAAAUUUCUUCAUCGCAAUGUUCCAUAACAUAAGUAUGAGUCAUUUAGAUCCAUGUUUUUAGCAGAAAACUGACCAGUAUAUUUUCCAUUCUGAUCGUCCCAUUAUUGUGUAGAGAAGCUAUUGUUGCAAAGAAAAAUUCAUGAUAUCCGCAUGCAUCGGGGCCAACGGACUGACAUUGAUGUAUCUUAGAAAUUGUUGUGAAAACAAUAAGCCUUUUUGCCUUGAGUACAGAGAAGUGGGAGGCUUUUUAUGGCCAGUUAUCUGUUGAACUCUUGAGGUAUUCUCUUUAUCUUUCAUUGAAAUUUUCUUUUGUAGUAACCCUUUACAGGAAAAAAUUAUGUGUGUAACCUCCUCUUUUUUGUCCUAUCAGUAUUAUUAUAUCUUAUCAAAAACAUUUGUUAACUUCAGUACUGUAUACUGCUUCUUUAUUUUCAUGGGGCUUGAUUCAUAACGCUAUUUGUAAAGAUAUGGAUGAUCCUAUAGUCAAUUUUGGAAUAUGGCAAGCCAAGUUCACUUUGCAUCAUUUUCAAUCACACAAGCUUAAGUUGAAAUAAACAGAUGUUGAUUCACUUUCCAACAGCUAACCAAUCAUUUUAUGCGCGAAGAAGAUCAUUGACUGCAAUUUUAAAUGAAGCUAUUUCAAAUACAUUUUAUGAAUUGUAUGGAGAAACUCUGAGCUCAAUCUUAGUGAGGGCCAUAUUGCAGCCAUUAGUAUAAUAGUCAUGCAUAAUUUCACAAAUAUCUUUGAAAAUACCCCCUUUCCUUGUUGAUAUACUGCUUUGGACCUAUUUUUUCGUAAUUAAAAAAGAAAAAUCAUGUUCAGUGACAAGCUGUAAUAAAAUGAUAUUUGCCAAAGUAAUGGGGCUUCUGCUCAAAUUAAACCAAGUAUUUUACUUUGUGUCAGUGAAUAACAACUUUCUGAUGAUGGGGAAUGCUAUGAAAGUUUGUCUGGAGUAGAGUUUGUUUCCUCUGAAAUAUUAAAUAUAGUUUCUUCUUACUUCAAACCAAAAGUAUUAUAUUUCUAUUAUUACUCCAAGGUAAUAUCAUUCCCUAUUCUGGAUUACUAGUGUAGUUAUUAUUGGGUAUUGCUAUAGUAUGGAACUAUCAAGCCCAUGUUAAUUGUUGCUUCAAUAUAGAUAUUAUAUCAUAAUGAAGAAGAACUUUGAUUACCCCACAUCCUUUCACAUGUAGUAGAUAUUCUUUUCGUUGAAGUGUACCACGAAGCACAAAUUUGUUUUUAUACUAAUGGAUGUUUCUAAUGUCAGACAAACAUGUCUGUGAUUGCUAGUAAACUGCUAGAACAUGAAAGUUGCACUGUUUUUGCAUCGCACUUUAUACAUUGCUGUUUUGUAGAAGGCUCAUCUGGUUCUAGUAGGGAAUCGGUUAAUCCGUUGACUACUGGAUUCUGUCAUUCAUCUGCCUCUUUCUUCCAUUAGAGGACAUACCUCUUGUAGAGUAUUGUCGUACUUGUGCCGAAAAGGCGCAGUCGCAGGAACACGCGUAAAUGAAUUGUAGUGAUGUACUGUACAAAAUAGUAAAUAAAAUCUGCUGUUGAGCCAAGGUGCUAGUAAAAAUCAUCAUGUCACUUAACGAAGAGUGACUGAAGAGAGGCGGUGCUUAAAGACCUCGAUGGACGGGGCCGACACCGCUGUUGAUGGGAGUGAAUUCCAGAGGCAGGCCACACUUAAUAAGAAGCUGUGUUGAUAGGAAGAUAUUCUGCAGUGCUGCUGUCUAAACUGUAGAUGAUGUCCUCUAGUUGAUCCAAGAGAUGGGUAGAGGUAAGGCGGAGCCACAGGAAUGGCUACGAGGCCAUUUCAUAAUUCUGAAUAGUAUGGUGACUUUGCUAUGGGCUCUGCAUUCCGAGAGGGACUGCCAUUGGAGUUUCUGGAGCGUUGCUGUACACGCUGCUCUGUUGGUCAUAAUAGAUGUUACAAAACAUGCAGUGCUCCAUUGAAACAUCUCUAUUUGGGAUAGGAGUUCAGUGGUGUGUGGGUCCCAUACCAUGGAUGAAUACUCCAGGGUAGGUCUGACAUAUGUCUUAUAAGCUAGCUCUUUGACUUGUGAUGGACAUUUCCUUGGGUUACGCUGGAGGAAACCAAGGAUGCUAUUGCUCCUCUUGCAGUUAUUGUUAAAGGGGAAUCCAGCCUUGGCCAUAAAAUGUUGUGUUGGGAAGGAGAAAAAUAAAUUUAACAGAAUGGUGAAAGUUUGAAAGAAAUCGGACAAGCAAUAAGAAAGUUAUAGCUGCUUUAAAAUUGAGAUCACUAAUACUAUGUAGAUUUCAAAUUGGCAACUGGGUAAGUAAAUUAUGACAAGGGGCAAGGACAACUUCCCCAUAGGCCAUGUACUUUAUUAUCAGGGAUUUGUGGUUUUCUCCUAAGUACCCAUUCCCCUGGGGCAGUAAUCUAAAUAUAACCCAGGUAGUAUAUUGUUUUAUGUCCUCAUGAAAGAAAAUUAUAAUUUGAAAUAAAACUUUUGGGAAAAAUGACAUUUUAGCCAUAAUAUGUAUUGGAGUACAUAGAGUAGUCCUUGCCUUACAUCACUAUGACAUCCCAUAUGCGGCCAAUUUGAAGUGUCCAUGGGUAUAGUGAUUACCAAUAUUUACAACUUUUGAAAAUUCAUAACUUUCUUGUUGUUUGUCCAAUAUUGUUCAAACUUUCACCUAUCAACUUGUCUGAUUUUUCUUUUCCUUCUAAAAACACGUUUUCAUUUGGGUUGGAUUCCCCUUUAACAUGAGGCUUCCACUUGAGAUUUUGAUGGAUGGUGACACCCAACUACUUUGCCUCAUCCACAGUGCAAAGUACUGUCCCAUGAAUGGAAUAAGGAACAGGUGCCCGUUUCAUAAAGGACCUGCAACUGUUGUAACUUUGCCAUUAUGGCAACUACCAUGGAAACCGUUAUUAUGAUUGGGUGCUGAGCCCUGUUGCCAUGGUAGUUGCCAUUAUGACAAAGUUACAACGGUUGCAAGUCCUUUGUGAAACAGGCCCGGGGAAUGCUUGUUGGAAAACAUGUACCCUUUGUCCAAAGAUCGUCUGGUUCCAGUAGACAAUCGGUUAACCUGUUGAAUACUGAAUUAUGUAAUUCAUGUGCGCCUUGUACAGGGAUCAGUAGGUUCCAUUGGAAACCUGGGAUGGGAGCAUUUUAUGUUUUGUCAGUGAUUCUCAAUUGUUAAUGAUUAUUAUGGGGUACUAGAAAUUGUGUUUGAUUGGAUUCCUUAUGAUUUGUACUGGGACCACUUGUAGUAGGCAAGCUAGGUGGUAUUAUCAGGGGAACAUUCCAUAAAACAAGAGUAAUUAUUACAAAAUAUUAUUUUUUUGAUUUUAUGAUACUAAAAUCCUUCUAUCUGCAUUGCUCAGAGCCACUUUGUCCAUGAAAAUCCCUAUUUGUGUCAUGAAACAUUCCUCUGAUAUAUUGCAUUCAGCUUGCAAAUAAUGCACUGGUCACCAUGCAUCUGAAUGCAAUAUCUACUAUUACCCGUAUCAGACAUCUGAGCUGGUAAUUCACAAAGCCAUUUUGCCCUAGAUUUCAUGAAAAUCUGGAAGGGAUAAGCAUAUUAAUAUCGUCUAUAAAGACUACAUAUAUGUCAGUAUGAUUUUGUUGCGGGCAUUGUAUUUGAUGUUUCAUCACGGGCAGUGAGAAUUAUUUAAGUACAUGUAUACCACAAAAUCACUCAAUAUUAGUCUUUUUAUUUUGGAAAUAAGCAUCUAAUGUAUUCAAGGAGAGUGACAUUAAACAUUGUCAGGUUAUGGUCAUUGAAAUCUUGCGUGGAUCACAAUCAACACUAAUUCACAUUUCUAACAGAGUGCAAUAUACUUUAACAAUAUUGCACAGGAAUUUCCGAUAGGUGGAUGAAUGCAAUGCAUAGAAGUAAUGCAAUACAUGCUAACAAUGUUGAACUGGAUCAAAGAGAGGAAUUCAAAUAUACGUUUUUUUUCUUUCGGAAACAAGGCUUUGUGUAAUAUUGCUUUUUAUUUUGAUGAAAUUUAAAAUACAUGUUCAAAUGCUUUAAUUUCAUUGAUAUUUUUAUAUGCAUUCACAAAAAUUGUUAAAUAUUUGGGUGAUGUAUUUUGGAUUGAUCAAAUAUAAAUUGCAAAAACCAAACUUGUUAAACUACACCAGUGGAGGUAAGUCACCAAGUACCAGUGUUGAAUUAAUGGUGUUCGUUAAACACACAUUGGUGUAUAACAUAUUUUUUUGUUAGUUCAAUACUCUUGAAUGUGGUGUCAUGUCCAUACUGCAUGGUGUAAUGUUAACACCUAAGGGUGCAGUUGUCUCAGAACACUGAUUUUAGUGUCUGUAAAAACUCAAGAACAUUUAUGAUUGAUUUUGCUUUCUUCACAAGAACAAGAGAAUAAAUUCACCAUUAUUAUGUAAAAUUGUAUAGCAUUUAUUUGAGAUGAAUUUUCAUACACCAGGUGUAUUAGUUUGUCAAGGAAAAAUCUUUCAUAAGGUAGUUUAUUGUAAUUCAUUAAUAAAUAAGUAUUGUAUUGGAAUUGUAUCUGUGCAAAAAAAAAAUCAUUUUACAUCAUUUUUUUACCCUUUUAAAUUGCCAAAACAUGUAACAUGUCAACAUUUGUCAAUUUAUAGAUGCUGAAUGUUUGCUAACCUUGCUUAAUACACUUGCUACUACUUUGAUAUUUUAGUUAAAGAAAAAAUAAAGCAAAUAUGCAUAAAUUACGUUUUGAAUAAGAAAUGUAUAAUUUAAAAUUAAUCGUUGAAUUCCAAUGCUGCAUUGAUAGAAAUGACAGAAGAGACUGGCACUUCUAGAUAUACUACAAAUUACUUCUUUGAAUUUUUGUUCUACAUGUGAUAAAUAAUGCUUGAAGUUAAAAUGCACAAGUAGGCUUUUGGCAUAUGCGUUAUUAUAACAACUCGAUUUUGUAAACACUGGAAGGGUCUUUUAUGGAGAUCAUUCUGAAGCAACAAGUGUCUUGCUCACUUAUCAGAUAGAUUUACAGAAGAUAAAUUUGUCUGCUAGGUUUUGUGCUCUGUAUUGUCUGCAUUGUAAUAUACAUAGUUUAAUAUCUAUUUGUAUUUCCUUCCUUUACACUUGGUUUAAAGUCAUAAAGGACGUUUUGGCCAGGAGGUGUUCUUAAACCUUGUGAGCCUCUUUGGGUGUCCAAUUAUGUGAUCUUGCAUUUUUAAGUGUGCGCAUGGGCAAUGCUUUGCUAAUGACACUUAAUUUGGUUUGCAUUAUAAAAACUCUUUGUGAAUCGGAAAGUGGCUUGAAUUAGUAAAAUUUAUUGCGUCUUGUAGGAUGCAGGGUCAUAUUCUGGUUAGAAAAAUAGAAUCCUUGUUUUAUGAAAGAGUAGGUACGUGCGAGUUGUGUUGCUCGACUCAAAUGGCUUUAUACUUUGUAAGAAUCCUCCAAGACACCAUUUAUGUGUUUAAACUUUAGGUGUGUCAGUGCGUGUGGCAUUUGAAUUAUCACUGAUGAGAGAUGUCCAUUGAACUAAAAAAGGUGUAUUGCGUAAAAGUGUAUAUGAAAAACACUUAAAUCAUGAGAUAUCAAUGCUAUCCUAUCUAUAUGUACUUUAUUAGAUAUAUACUUCAAAUUUAGUUUCUAUUCAUUUUCAGCAUUUGUAUUCAAUUUAAUGAUUUUACGUUCAGUUGUAGUUGUUUUAAUUUCCUCUUUAAUUUAUCUAAAAGGUUGUUUGUUUUGUCAUUAUAAAAUUGAACUUUGAUUUGUCAAAAUUUAGCAAAUGUGAUCGUGAUGUUUGCUCAUUACAGUUACUAUUUUGUGAAUAGGAUUAUAAUGUAUGACCAACUUGUAUAUAAGAUGUAAAUAUAUAAUAUUUAGAUAAUUAUUUGCCAGCUAUGUUUGUAGAUUCUAAACAUUUACUGAUCAGAACUUUAUGCAUAACUGGUCAUACAGAUUUCUGGCAAUUUUGCAACUGUCUUUUGUAAUAAAAUGAAAACAGAGAGUA
Molecule: messenger RNA, 8111 nt
Organism: Lytechinus pictus (painted urchin)
Lineage: Eukaryota; Metazoa; Echinodermata; Echinoidea; Temnopleuroida; Toxopneustidae
Product: serine/threonine-protein kinase Chk2-like
Exons: 13
Coding region: 387-2006 (539 amino acids)
Biological process (GO): protein phosphorylation
Molecular function (GO): protein kinase activity; ATP binding; protein binding
Source: RefSeq, a predicted model, not a curated record